AUGCCAAGGCCAAAUUCCACAGCUGUAAGUGAUUUCACCUUCGAGGGGUUCUCCAGCUUCAGGUGGCAGCACCGGCUCAUUCUCUUUGUAGUUUUUCUGAGCCUGUACUUUUUGACACUGACUGGCAAUGGCAUCAUUGUGACCAUCAUCCGCCUCGAUCGUCAUCUCCACAUACCCAUGUAUUUCUUCUUGAGUGCACUGUCUAUCUCUGAGACAUGCUAUACAUUGGCCAUCAUUCCUCGCAUGCUGGCUGGCCUUCUAAGUCCGCACCAGCCCAUUACCAUCCCAGAAUGUGCCACACAGCUCUUCUUCUAUCUUACCUUUGGCAUCAAUAAUUGUUUCUUGCUUACAGCCAUGGGCUACGAUCGUUAUGUGGCCAUCUGCAAUCCUUUACGGUAUUCAGUCAUCAUGGGGAAGAGUGCUUGUAUUCAACUGGUAGGUGGAUCAUGGGGGAUUGGCCUUGGAAUGGCCAUAAUUCAAGUGACAUCUGUGUUCGGCCUCCCAUUCUACCCCAUGAAGAGAGAAAACUAUUCAGAGGUGAGUGAGUUUAUUUUCCAAGGGUUCUCCAACUUUCAAGAACACCAAAUUACACUUUUCAUGGUAUUCCUUGCUCUGUACAUCUUAACCCUUGCAGGGAAUGCCAUUAUUGUGACCAUCAUCAGCAUGGAUCGUCAUCUCCAUACUCCAAUGUACUUCUUUCUAAGUAUGCUGUCCAUUUCUGAAACUUUCUACACAUUGGUAAUUGUCCCACAAAUGCUGGCCAGUCUCACUGGUCUGAAUCAGCCCAUCUCUUUAGCAGGUUGUGCUACUCAGAUGUUUUUCUUUAUCACUUUAGCUAUCAAUAACUGCUUCCUGCUCACAGCCAUGGGAUAUGAUCGUUAUGUGGCCAUUUGCAACCCCUUGAGGUACACAGUAAUCAUGGACAAGAAGAUGUGUGCCAAGUUAAUCUGUGGUUCAUGUGCCAUUGGUUUGACUAUUGCAACAGUUCAGAUUGCAUCUGUGUUCAGGCUGCCCUUCUGUGAUGCAAGAGUACCCCAUUAUUUCUGUGAUAUUCUCCCAAUAAUGAUGCUUUCCUGUGUUGACACCUCUAUUCAUGAUAUUAUCAAUUUUAUCAUUAGCUCACUAGUAAUUGUGGUUCCCAUGGGUUUGGUCUUCAUCUCGUAUGUCCUUAUCAUCUCCACCAUACUAAAAAUUGCAUCUGCUGAGGGAAGGCAGAAGGCCUUUGCAACAUGUGCUUCUCAUAUCACUGUGGUUAUUAUUCAUUAUGGAUGUGCUUCUAUUGCCUACCUUAAGCCCAAGUCAGAAAAUACCAGAGACCAGGAUCAACUGAUUUCAGUGACUUAUACUGUUUUCACUCCACUGUUGAACCCUGUUGUAUAUACUCUGAGGAAUAAGGAAGUCAAAGAUGCUCUGCGCCGGGCUGUGGGAAGAAAAUCCCUAUGCUAA
This is a messenger RNA of Antechinus flavipes (yellow-footed antechinus), 1446 nucleotides long. Its product is annotated as olfactory receptor 10J1-like. The transcript is spliced from 2 exons. The record is from RefSeq and is a predicted model, not a curated record. The coding region runs from base 1 to 1446 and encodes 481 amino acids. Gene Ontology annotation, biological process: G protein-coupled receptor signaling pathway. NCBI's taxonomy places the organism in Eukaryota, Metazoa, Chordata, Mammalia, Dasyuromorphia, Dasyuridae. Gene Ontology annotation, molecular function: G protein-coupled receptor activity; olfactory receptor activity. Gene Ontology annotation, cellular component: membrane.